CAAUCUGAAAAAAAAAAAUCCUCUAUUUCAUUUUAUCUGUAGCUGCUAUCACAGCUCCGUCUGUCCUUCACAGCCAAGCUUUUUGAAUAGCAGAUCACAGUUGUCCUAUACUGGUGAUGAUGUCCAAAUUGAAGACAGAUUUGCUGUACAUCACAAGUCACCACUUUCUGGGGGUAGCCCACUCCUCUCCUUGGUAUCCUUUCCUUUUCUGAAGUUUUUUAAACAUAAAAAGAGGAUUCUUCCAUUUGGAUGUUUUAAUAUAACUGCAAACUCAAUUUAUAUUUAAACCAUUACUUUAUUAGAAAAUUUUAGUCUAAAACUAAUGGCCUGCCUUUUUUUUGAGAUGGAGUCCACUCUGUCGCCCAGGCUGGAGUGCAGUGGUGCGAUCUUGGCUCACUACAACCUCCGCCUUCUAGGUUCAGGCGAUUCUCAUGCCUCAGCCUCCCGAGUAGCUGGGAUUACAGGCAUGUGCCACCACACCCAGCUAAUUUUUUUAUUUCUAGUAGAGACGGGAUUUCACCAUGUCGGCCAGGCUGGUCUCGAACUCUUGACCUCAAGGUGAUCCGCCUGCCUCACCCUCCCAAAGUGCUGGGAUUACAGGCGUGAGCCACUGUGCCUGGCCUAUGGCCUGGCUAUUAAUGGUGUGUAAUUCUUAUUGAAUGGCUCUUUUCCCACUUAAUGGAAAGGCAUUAUUCUGUGACCAUCCUGGCCAACACCGUGAAACCUCGUCUCUACUAAAAAAAAAAAAAAAAAAAAAAAAAAAAAAAAUUAGUCAGGCGUGGUGGCGAGCACCUGUAGUCCCAGCUACUCAGGAGGCUGAGGCAGGAGGAUGGUGUGAACCCAGGAGGCGGAGCUUGCAGUGAGCCAAGAUAGUGCCACUGUACUCCAGCCUGGGCGACAGAGAGAGACUGUCUCCAAAAAAAAGACACUAUAAAAGCAUACAUAAUCGUAAAAAUAUUUGUAAGUUUUAAGUGAAAACUGAAUUUCAAAAUAGUAUCAAUAAAUACUUCUUUUUUUUUUUCUUUUUUGAGAUAGGGUCUUGCUCUGUCCCCCAAGCAUAGUUUGCUGCUGCCUCAAACUACCAGUGAUCCCCCCACUAUAUAAGAAUAGGGUCUCAGUUGAAGCUGUGGGUUUUGAACUCUGGAAACAAAGGGAGUUGUUCUGUAACAGGAAAUGAGACAGUGCCCCACCGCAUGGAGAUUCCCAGGUUUGAAACAAAGAAACCACAGAAUAUGCUGCAAAGCUGUGUGCCAUGGGCAGAAGAGUGAAAGGGGACAGCACCUGUGAGCCUCACGGAAGGGCUGGCCAUGGUUUGACCAACAACUUGAAUAUUGCUGGCCUGACCAUUCUUUCACAGCACAUGUUCACCUUCUAGUUCUUUCCCUUUUGUUUAGUAAAGGCUUUUUGGUGGGUUUCAUUUUACCUCUUGCUAAAAAGAAAGAGGGCCUUGGGUCCAUGUGGGGGCUCUGAGCUUUUACUGGAGAACGGUGUGGCCCUGGAGCUGGCAUGGUGGUUUAAAUGGUCACCCCUGUGUGAUGACUACAGGGAGGAAAGUGGUGAGGGCCACUGUUCAGGUAGCCACACAUCUGGACAUUCCCUGGACAGUACUGAAGCCUGGAGGUUCAAUGUUUUAUUUUCACAGAAGAGCUGCUUACCUUAAGAGCAUGCUGGACACUCCCUAUAACCUAGACACCCAUGCAUGAAACCAGGGAGUCAUCUACUCAAACUGUCAUCCGAGGUGUCUUUCCUUGAAAUAAAUACUCCAAAGAAAAUAGUGCUACUCUCAAGAACAGCACAGUCCCAUAAAACUAUUGGUGAUGAUGGAAUGUUCUGUAUUUGUGCUGUUCAACAUGGUAGCCACUAGCCACAGAGGGUAAAUGGACACAUUUUGAAGAUGCCACAGCGCCAGGCGUCAUUCGCUUUUUUUAGUCUUUUCUUCAAAUAGUGUCCAUUUACCCUCUGCUCUGUCCUGCAGUCACAGAGGUCAUUGUCCCCAGUAGACUGUCACUUGCUUGUACCUGUGCGUGCAUUCUCUCCACCUUGACUGCCUUCUGUUUUCCCAUCUACCUGCUCAUCUCCCGCCUGCCCCCCUUAGUUUAUGUACCCUCCUACCUCAAGAAGCUUUUAUUUCUAUUUUACAUGAAAGUAAAAUAGAGCACUCGAACGUAAAAUCCUCCAACUGGCGCUGAAGGACUGGUGGCCAGGUUAUUUGGUAUAUAUAGAAUGUCCACUUAGCCUUGCCCUAAUUUUCUGACAAAAUAUAAGACCAUUACAAAUUCUGGCUUUAUUUGUCUUCUAACUUUAGCCUUAUUACAAAAUAAUAUUCAUGGGAAAAAAAGUGACAUCUCACCAAUAGAUUAAUUUUAAUCAUCUUAAAUGAUGGAUCCUACAGCUUUUGGGCCAUUCUGCUGAAAUGGAGGGUGGUACUGCCACUCAGAAAGUGAUGUCAGCUCAAGCCUGAUCUUUCCCAUUCACUCUUUGAAAGCUCUAGAGGGUCAAGGGCAACAAGCUUCUUAGAAGGGGCAGUAUUGUACUAAGCUUCAUGACCCUCCGCCUUUCAGAAGUCCUGUCUGUGUUUCGUGUGGGGGACCAGCUUCAUUGCCCCUGAGCUUGGACCGCACUCCCCAGUCUGGGACAGAAUUCGCAGGGCUAAGCCUUCCAGGCCACUGAUUGGCUUGCUGUGGAUCUGCUAGCAGGAACCUCUGCACACGUGUGAGCAACACUGUCGCCCCUUGGGCCACCUCGCGCCAGUCUCUAAGGCUGGGUGGCCGGGCGCUGUGAUACCAGGGGUGACCAGAGAGCGGGAGCAGCUCACAAUGAUCAAAUGAUCGUGAAGAGGGACACCUGCGAACCCAGGCGCCACGGCAGGUGCUGCCCAUAGGCACCGCAGGAGGGAAUAAAGGGCGAGACCGUCCGGCUUCGCCACAGUUUUCUCAGCCUGCAGGGAGGGAGGACGUGCGAGGCCGAUGCGUGGAGGCUAUGGGCGUGCUGGCCAGUGCUGGUUUGUUGCUAUUGCUGGUUAUCGGCCACCCCAGAAGCCUAGGACUGAAGUGUGGAAUUCGCAUGGUCAACAUGAAAAGUAAGGAACCUGCCGUGGGAUCUAGAUUCUUCGCUAGACUUAGUAGUUGGAGAAAUUCAACAGUGACUGGACAUCCAUGGCAGGUCUCCCUAAAAUCAGAUGAGCACCACUUCUGUGGAGGAAGCUUGAUUCGAGAAGAUCGCGUUGUUACAGCAGCACACUGCCUGCACAACCUCAAUGAGAAGCAACUGAAGAAUAUAACUGUGACUUCUGGGGAGUACAGCCUCUUUCAGAAGGAUAAGCAAGAACAGAAUAUUCCUGUCACAAAAAUUAUUACCCAUCCUGAAUACAACAGCCGUGAAUAUAUGAGUCCUGAUAUUGCACUGCUGUAUCUAAAACACAAAGUCAAGUUUGGAAGUGCUGUUCAGCCAAUCUGUCUUCCUGACAGUGAUGAUAAAGUUGAACCAGGAAUUCUUUGCUUGUCCAGUGGAUGGGGCAAGAUUUCCAAAACAUCAGAAUAUUCAAAUGUCCUACAAGAAAUGGAACUUCCCAUUAUGGAUGACAGAACGUGUAAUACUGUGCUCAAGAGCAUGAACCUCCCUCCCCUGGGAAGGACCAUGCUGUGUGCCGGCUUCCCUGAUGGGGGAAUGGACACCUGCCAGGGGGACUCUGGAGGACCACUGGUUUGUAGAAGAGGUGGUGGCAUCUGGAUUCUUGCUGGGAUAACUUCCUGGGUAGCUGGUUGUGCUGGAGGUUCAGCUUCUGUAAGAAACAACCAUAUGAAGGCAUCACUUGGCAUUUUCUCCAAAGUGUCUGAGUUGAUGGAUUUUAUCACUCAAAACCUGUUCACAGGUUUGGAUCGGGGCCAACCCCUCUCAAAAGUGGGCCCAAGGUAUAUAACAAAGGCCCUGAGUUCUGUCCAAGAAGUGAACGGAAGCCAGAGAGGAGAGGAUUGUAAACCUCAGGGGACAGUGUUAUUUGGAGAAAGUGGGAAGAUUCGUUACCCCCAUUCCAAAGGAGACUACUAUUCUCAUAAUUGCUUAUAUGUUUGGAAAAUAAUGGUACCAGAAGAUAAAAUAAUCCUGAUAAAACUUACAAGUUUAGACAUGGAAAAGCAAGUUGGAUGUGAUCAUGACUAUGUAUCUUUACAAUCAAGUAAUGGAGUGCUUAUUAGUAAGGUCUGUGGAAAAAUAUUGCCUUCACCAUUGCUGGCAGAGACCAGUGAGGCCAUGGUUCCAUUUGUUUCUGGUACAGAAGACAGUAGUGGUGGCUUUGAGCUUACCUUUACUGCUGUACAGAACUCAGAAGCAGGGUCAGGUUGUGGGAGUCUGGCUAUAUUGGUAGAAGAAGGGACAAAUCACUCUGCCAAGUAUCCUGAUUUGUAUCCCAGUAACGUAAGAUGUCAUUGGUUCAUUCGUGCUCCAGAGAAACACAUUAUAAAGUUGACAUUUGAGGACUUUGCUGUCAAAUUUCGUCCAAACUGUAUUCAUGAUGCUGUUGUGAUUUAUGGUGAUUCUGAAGAAGAGCACAAGUUAGCUAAACUUUGUGGAAUGUUGACCAUCACUUCAAUAUUCAGUUCUAGUAACAUGAUGGUGAUACACUUUAAAAGUGAUGGUAGAAAUCAUUUGCAAGGCUUCAAGGCUAGAUUUACCAUUUUGCCCUCAGAGUCUGUAAACAAAUUUGAACCAAAGUUACCUCCCCAAAACAAUCCUGUAUCUACUGUAAAAGCUAUUCCGCAUGAUGUCUGUGGCAUCCCUCCGUUUAGUCCCCAGUGGCUUUCCAGAAGAAUCGCAGGAGGGGAAGAAGCCUGCCCCCACUGUUGGCCAUGGCAGGUGGGUCUGAGGUUUCUAGGCGAUUACGAAUGUGGAGGUGCCAUCAUCAACCCAAUGUGGAUCCUGACCGCAGCCCACUGUGUGCAACCGAAGAAUAAUCCACUCUCCUGGACUGUUAUUGCUGGGGACCAUGACAGAAACCUGAAGGAAUCAACAGAGCAGGUGAGAAGGGCCAAACGCAUAAUAGUGCAUGAAGACUUUAACACACUAAGUUAUGACUCUGACAUUGCCCUAAUACAACUAAGCUCUCCUCUGGAGUACAACUCGGUGGUGAGGCCAGUAUGUCUCCCACACAGCGCAGAGCCUCUAUUUUCCUCGGAGAUCUGUGCUGUGACCGGAUGGGGAAGCAUCAGUGCAGAUGGUGGCCCAGCAAGUCGCCUACAGCAGAUUCAGGUGCAUGUGUUAGAAAGAGAGGUCUGUGAACACACUUACUAUUCUGCCCAUCCAGGAGGGAUCACAGAGAAGAUGAUCUGUGCUGGCUUUGCAGCUUCUGGAGAGAAAGAUUUCUGUCAGGGAGACUCUGGUGGGCCACUAGUAUGUAGACAUGAAAAUGGUCCCUUUGUCCUCUAUGGCAUUGUCAGCUGGGGAGCUGGCUGUGUCCAGCAAUGGAAGCCGGGUAUAUUUGCCAGAGUGAUGAUCUUCUUGGACUGGAUCCAAUCAAAAAUCAGUGGUCCUGCUUCACUUCAGACAAAUAAUAAAUGCAAAACCUUAAAACAACAAUGGCCACCACCCACACCUUCACCAGACAGUGCAUCUUGGCCAGGUUGUUGCUCUGAAGCAGAGCUAGAAAAGCCCAGAGGCUUUUUUCCCACUCCACCAUAUCCACCGGAUUAUAGAGGAAGACUGGAAUGUUCUUGGGUGCUCAGAGUUUCACCAAGCAUUAUGGCAAAAUUUACCAUUGAGCAUCUGUCACUCCUGGGGUCUCCUGUGUGUCAAGACUCAGUUCUAAUUAUUUAUGAAGAAAGACACAGUAAGAGAAAGAUGGCAGGUGGAUUACAUGGGAGAAGACUUUACUCAAUGACUUUCAUGAGUCCUGGACCGCUGGUGAGGGUGACAUUCCAUGCCCUUGUACAAGAUGCAUUUGGUAUAAGCUAUAUUGUCUUGAAAGUCCUAGGUCCAAAGGGCAGUAAAAUAACCAGACUUUCCCAAAGUUCAAACAGAGAGCACUUGGUCCCUUGUGAGGAUGUUCUUCUGACCAAGCCAGAAGGGAUCACGCAGAUCCCAAGAAAUUCUCACAGAACUACUAUGGGUUGCCAAUGGAAGUUAGUAGCCCCUUUAAAUCACAUCAUUCAGCUUCAUAUUAUUAACUUCCCGAUGAAGCCAACAACUUUGGUCUGUCAUGGUCAUCUGCGUGUUUACGAAGGAUUUGGACCAGGAAAAAAAUUAAUAGAUCAUUUACAUGGCUCCAAGAAAGAGUUUAUAUUGAUAUCCAGUGUUGCUUACCUGACUGUGCAUAUUAAGACCCAAUUUCCUAUCAGUGGAGAGUUUUCAUUACUAAUCUGGUGCCAGAGGAAGAUGAUAAAAUAAAUUGACUUUACAUGUAUGACUGCUGGAUGGGGAACAACUGAACUUCACAAUGGAGUCUUGCACCGUCUCCCAGGCUGGAGUACAAUGGCGCCAUCUCAGCUCACUGCAACCUCCGCCUCCUAGGUUCACGUGAUUCUCCUGCCUCAGUGUCCCGAGUAGCUGGAAUUACAGGCACACACCACCACACCCAGCUAAUUUUUUGCAUUUUUAGUAGAAACGGGGUUUCCCUAUGUUGGCCAGACUGGUCUCGAACUUCUGACCUCGUGGUUCGCCUGCCUCAGCCUCCCAAAGUGCUGGAAUUACAGGCGUGAGCCACCGCGCCCGGCUGAUCAUUUCGUAUGAUUCAGCUGCCUAGCUGAAUUAGGUGGCUUAAUGCACCUACUUCUAGUAACACUGAAAACAUAAAGGAGUUUUCAUGUAACUGAAAACCAUCACCUGGCCAUUUAUACAGAUGCUUGAAAGUUUCUUCAUGGCAGAGUCUACAGUCAGCAUUAAGUGAAUUUACACUUUAUCUUUCAGUCUCUCCUUGAAGGUAUAGAUUUUAAUCCAGUUCAGAGAUCUGUCACAUCAGCCAACUACCUGAGUGGCCAUAGUUUUCUAUUAGGUUGUGAGCAGAAAUCAGCGAGAUAAAGAGAACAACCUGUGCCCUGCCUGACCAUCCUCGGCAGCUGGGGUUAGUGUCGGCCAGGAAUCAGGCAUUUGGGAGAACUUCUCUUUUUGCUGAUUGCAGGGAGAUUCUGGAAGACUACCGCAAUGUGCCCGGCAUGGGAAGUACAAGCUUUUCGACAUUGUGAGCUGAGGCAGCAGUCACUGCCAUCCCACUGCACCAUCUUCACAAGAAUUUCUGCCUGCAGCGACUGGAUCACAUCUGCCACUGGAGGAGAAGUGAGAUCACGGGAAGAGCAGUGUGGUACAACUGUGAUUACAAAUGGGAAAAGAAAUGCAUAAGAGUACACCUGAAAAAUGAAUGUCUUGUCAGUGCUGAAAUAUUCAGUGUCACUUCCACCCAUCAUUAUCAUUGCAGAGGUUGGUGUUGGUGUGUUUGUACAUUCAAUAUUAAACAUUGGUCACAGAAAGUUAAUGUUUCAUGCCUCCUGGGAACUUACAAUUUGAAUCGUUCAAUUCAUAUCUUGCAUACCAUGUGUAUGCUGUAUAUUUUGAAUACCAUUAUAUACAAUUGUACUAUUUUUCUCUACUUUGGCAAACACUGGAAGAUUAGAAGGGCAAUAUUAUUAAAUCCAUAUAAUUCUUAACUUUACUCACAGGCAUACAGGCCGGAAACUGCUGUGAGCACAAAUAGAUGGGAAAGGUCCCUGCCAGUUUCACAAUUGUGAUGAGCAGUGGACAUUUAAGAGAUUAUUUAUCAGGCACGUCAAUUGACCUUAACAUUUUAGGAUAUUUCAUUUGUUUAUAAGGUAUUUAAUUUAUCUGAAACUCAGGUUGUCUCAAUCCCCUUACCCCUCUAAGCUGUAGCCAAGAAUCAGGGAGGAACUAAGGAAGGUCCCUGAGCCAGAAGUCUGGAUGCCAAAGUCUGUCACAGAAAUCUGGAAUAUAAAAUGAAUAGGAGCCUGAGGCAACCUUUUUUUCUUAUUUUACACAUUCUACCAAAAUUUAUCAUUUGGUUUCUAAGAAUGCAGCAUUCCAAAAGGGCGUAUGGUUCAGCUUUAGGUAAGCACAUUGAUAAUCAAAUGAGACAGCAAUUCAUAAGGAAAUCGAAAAUUUACAUAUAUAUACUCAAACAACUUUGAAAAGCAUAAUAUUCAGGACUUCUUUCCUAUAGAACUCAAUAUUGUGAUUAAAUUAUAAAAGUUUGAAUUAUUAAGCUGCCAUUUCUGUAGAUUAAAAAAUUUGAAAAUUAGUUACUCUAUAUGAUUCAGCCUAAUAAUUGUAAUUACAAUAAUACAUCAAGAUGUUAGGUUCAGUACAUCCACAUUAUGAAAAUUUUGCUCUUCCAAAUUAAAGUCAAAAAGCUUAUAUACUUAAAUUAGGAAUCCUUAACUCUUGAACAAAAUGGUAUGUUUCCCAAAUAUUUCUGUCUGUAUUUAAGGCUGGAAGUAACUGAGGCUUCAUUGAAAUUGGUUAAUAAUCUUUUUCUAAUGAACCUUCAUUUAAAAGUUGGAAGUCAAAUAUGAGCACAAGAUAUUUCUGUAAUGGUAUUAGAAAAUAAAACUUCCCUCUUUUCUCACUCUCUUUCUCUUUUAACCUCUCUUCCUUGCCUUCAACCUCUUUUGUCCCGCUUCCCCACCUCCUGUGCCCUUUUAUGUUCCCCCUCCCUAACCCCAUCUCUCUGGACUUCUUAUACUCUUUCAACUUCUCAAUCCAUCUCUCCCUUUUCACCUCUGUUAAUCACUUUUUCUUUCUCAAUCCCUCUACUUUUGUUUCAAUUAACAACCUCCCUCUUGUCCUUUCUUUUCUCCCCCUCUCCAAUCUCUUAUACUCUUGCAAAUUCUCAUCCUCCUUCCCUCUCUCAAUCCUUCUUUCUUUCUCAAUGCCCUCCAUCUUUCUCUUUCAACCAACCUCCCUUCCCCUUCCCUUUCCUUUUCUUACUAACCUUUUCUGUCUUUCUCUGUUCCCUCUUUCUCUCAACCCCCUGCCCAUCUCCUCUCUUUUUCUGUCAACCUUUCCUUUCCUUUGCAAAUGCUACAAUGGGAAAGUAUUAUAAAUGUCCUAGUAUUUACUAAAAAGCCUCACAUGAAUAUUGGUCUAAAGGUUCUGCUUUCAUUAAGUUAUACUUUUGGAUAGGAACACUGAGGAAAAAUGAAAGAUGAGAUUUGCAAUAGGGAUUCUCUAAUUCUCAUGUUAAUCUGUUUUGUACCAUUUUUACUUUGUCUUUUGUGAAUCUCUUCUUUUCAUUAGAUGAUGUUAAAGGGGAUUAAAGUUGUACUGUAUGAAA
Symphalangus syndactylus (siamang) is the source of this 9271-nucleotide messenger RNA. It is a transcript of the gene OVCH1, whose product is annotated as ovochymase 1. Gene Ontology annotation, molecular function: serine-type endopeptidase activity. The record is from RefSeq and is a predicted model, not a curated record. NCBI's taxonomy places the organism in Eukaryota, Metazoa, Chordata, Mammalia, Primates, Hylobatidae. Gene Ontology annotation, biological process: proteolysis.